AUGCAAUCGAUAAAUAGUUUUUUUACUAAUGCACAACAACAAAUAUCUUCAUUAUAUGGUUUUCAAGAUGCUUUACUUUAUCAACCAAAUGAACCAGAUACAGCACGAACAAUUGUUCAAACACCUGAUACAUUUCAUAUGCCAUAUGAAACAAUAACAAUUGAAACACCUGAUAAUGAAAAAUUACAUGGAUAUUUAAUUAAACAAAUUAAUCGAACAAAUGAACGUGAAACAUUAGUUUUUUUUCAUGGUAAUGCUGGCAAUAUUGGCCAUCGUUUACAAAAUGCAAAUCUUUUAUAUCGAACAUGUAAUAUUAAUAUUCUUCUUUUUGAUUAUCGUGGUUAUGGUAAAUCAACUGGUACACCAUCGGAAACAGGUCUUUAUACAGAUGCAUUAGCUGUAUAUCAAUAUGUUCGUAAACGUAAUGAUCUUAAUCAAGAAAAAAUAUUUUUAUUUGGUCGUUCACUUGGUGGUGCUGUUGCAUUACAUCUUGCUUCACAUCUUGCUCAAAUGAAUGCAACACCACCAUUAUAUGGUAUUAUUGUUGAAAAUACUUUUACAUCAAUUCCUGAUAUGGCUAAAAGAUUAUUUCAAGUUACUGUACUUGAUUAUGUACCUAAUUGGUGCUAUAAAAAUGUUUAUUCAUCACUUUCAAAAAUUCGACAUAUUAAAGUACCAAUACUUUUUCUUUCUGGUGGACAAGAUGAAUUAGUUCCUCCACAAAUGAUGGAAAAAUUACAUGAAGAAUGUAAAAGUUCAAAAAAACAAUUAACAAUAUUUCCUGAUGGUCAACAUAAUACAACAUGGCUUUCACAUGAUUAUACAACUCGUAUACGUAAAUUUCUUGCCGAAAUCAAUGUUUAUGAAAAGAAAAAAUUUAAUCAUAUAAUGUUUGAUGAAAUAAUAAGUUUAAUUUUUUAUAUUUUUAUUCUUCUAUUCCAAAUUCAUUUUACAUAUUCAUCUUCUUCUUCAAUUAUUCUUUAUCCUUCAUUUGAACGUAUUGUUAAUCAAUUAUCAUUUAAUUCAACUUUACCAUCAUGUACAUUUAUAAUAUGUAAAAAAACUGAAACACAAGCGAAUUUUUCAACAAUAAAUAUAACUAAUGAAUAUUUAUUUAAAUUAGCAUCAUAUAAUAAAAUUUCACAACAAAAAAAAAUUUCAUUACAACGACCAUAUCUUAUUGCUUCAACAGGUAUUUAUCAUGGUAAACGAAUAAAAUAUCGUAAUAAUCGUUAUAUUGAUCAAUUUCUUGGUAUUUAUUAUGCUGAAAUUCCACAAUCACUUGAAAAACCAAUAAAAAAACGUUUUAAUUAUUCAAUACAAAGUGCAACAAAAUAUAGUCCAUAUUGUAUGCAAUCAUUAUUAAUGACUGAAAAUCUUUCAUAUGGUUCAUUUGUAAUGCAAAAUAAUUUUAAUGAUGAUUGUCUUUCAUUAAAUAUCUAUAGAGCUGAUUUACGUUAUGGUGAAAAACGAAAAGCUAUUAUGUUAUUUUCACAUGGUGGUUCAAAUCAAAUUGGUGGUGGUUCAUUAUUUGAUGGAAGUAUUCUAGCAAGUGAAGGUGAUAUUAUUGUUGUAACAAUGAAUUUUCGUUUAAAUUAUCAUGGAUUUUUAUCUAGUGGAGAUGAUCGAAUCAAAGGUAAUUUUGGUCUUUGGGAUCAAUUAUUAGCUGUUGAAUGGAUCUAUGAAAAUGCUCAUUUAUUUGGUGGUGAUCCUAAACGAAUUGUUUUAGCAGGUCAUUCAGCUGGUGCUGGAAAUGUUAUGUUAAUUCCAGCUAGUCAAUAUUGUCGUGGUAUGAUUAAACGUAUUAUAUCACAAUCAGGUACAGGUUUAGCACCAUGGAGUAUAAAUCAUCAACCAAAAAAAUUAAUUGAACGUUUAUCACAUGAAUUUAAUUGUGCACAAUUAAAUGAAACAGAAAUGUUUCAAUGUAUUCAUAAAUUAUUACAAGAUAAUAAAGGAGAUUUUUAUCGUCUUCAUUUAAGUCUUAGUAUUGCUGAUGAUAAUCCAUAUCCUGUUAUUGAUAAUGAUUUUUUAAAUGAUACUAUUGAAAAUAUUAUACAAAGUGAUAUAUAUAAAAAUAUUGAUCUUUUAACAGGUGUUACAUUAAAUGAAGGUCUUUAUUUUGCUGAAUAUCAUAUUGGACAUUUUUAUAGUGAUUUAACUAAUCAAUCAACAUCAAUUGGUAAACAAUUAAAAACAAGACAAAAACGUUUUAUUAAUAUUAAUUCAACAGCUAUUAUACCACCAGAUAUAAUUAAAACACAAGAUAAUAUUAAUGAUGAUAUUUAUGAUUAUGAUGAAGAUGAUAUAGAUGAUAUUAAAUUACAUAGAAAAACACAUGUUGAACAAGUAUUAAGUUAUGAUCCAUAUAUUGUUCUUGAACAAUUUUCAAAAUUAGAUUAUGUUGAACGUUAUAUAAAUGCAAAUUUUCAAUUUUCAAAAUGUUAUAUUAAUGAAAUAAGAAAACGAUAUGAAUAUCCAGGAAAAAAUAAUAUAACGAUGAGAUUAAAACUUUAUAUUGAUCUUGUUUCUGAUUUAAUGUUUAAUUUUCAUAUGGUUCAUUGUUUAAAUUUACGUACACAAAUUUCAAAUCAAACAUCAUCAAAUUAUGCAUAUAUUUAUUCUCAUCGACCAACAUUUAAAGCACGAAGUUUAUUUCGAGAUCAUUUAAAAACAUUACCACAUGUUAUUGGACAUUUUGCUGAAUUAGAUUAUGUAUUUGGUGUUCCAUUGGCACGUGGUUAUCGUCAAAUACAUAGAAAUGUUAAUAUAAGUUAUUAUAAUUAUUCUGAUGAUGAAGAAAAUUUUAGUCGACAAUUAAUUCGUUAUUGGACAAAUUUUAUUAAAACUGGAAAUCCAAAUAUAGAUUCAUUAUUAAUAAAAAAUUCUACUAUUGAAUGGAAACCUUAUACAUCAAAUGAACAUAAUUAUAUAUUUUUUCAAUUAAAUAAUAUUCAUAAUGAACUUAAUUAUUUUGAUUCCAUGUAUAAUUUUUGGAUUAAAUUUUUUCAAACAGAAUUAAAUGGUGGUUGUCAUAAAGAAUUAAUAAUAAUGAAAAUAAAAAAACAUAUUGGAUUAUUUUUAAUUAUUCUAUUUGUUUUAUUAAUAUUUAUAAUUAUAUAUUUUAUUUGUAAACGUUAUCGAAAAAAUAAAAAAAAUAAUAUUGAACAUUAA
This is a messenger RNA of Rotaria sp. Silwood1, 3174 nucleotides long. The record is from the annotation of a GenBank genome assembly. Lineage: Eukaryota; Metazoa; Rotifera; Eurotatoria; Philodinida; Philodinidae.